AUGCGCGUGUGCCUUAACCAAGUGCACAAUAACGGGAAAUUCGUGUACAAGGCUAUUUACGAGCACAUCGACCUCUCGUCAAUUGAAGUGCCUUUCACUCCCCUGCAAGGCUUUCUUGAGGAGGCACUGGCGUGGCGGAGGGAGAGAGGGGCUGGGGAGGCGCCGUUUGGGGUGCGAGUGGUGAAGCGAACGGCUAGCACUGCUACAGUGGCGCUCGAUACAGUCGCACCUCUGAUCAUACGUAACACUUCGUACGGCUACAGUACGUGCAAACUGCCAGGGACGCCCUUCAAGCACGAUAAUCAGGGGGUGACGUUCCGCCCACAGCUGCUGGCACUGGCUGCUGCCAUGUCCCAGUUGAUGAAUGGGGGGGACUACGAUGCAGUGCAUGUGAGGCGCGGAGACAAGGUUAACCCACGCCUGUGGCCGCACCUUGAUAACGACACACAGGCAGCAUCGUUACUAAAAAGGCUUCCCAAGUUCGUUGCACCUGGACGCACACUGUACAUUGCCACCAAUGAGCACGCACCAGGCUUCUUUGACCCUUUGAAACGCCUCUACGACAUCCGACUGUGGCAAGAUUUCAAGCACCUGUGGACCCCGGGGACCAUGUGGUAUGAUGGGUAUGAGAAGAUUUCCGGGGCUCAUCCGACCUUGGACACAUACAUGGAG
Closterium sp. Naga37s-1 is the source of this 672-nucleotide messenger RNA. NCBI's taxonomy places the organism in Eukaryota, Viridiplantae, Streptophyta, Zygnematophyceae, Desmidiales, Closteriaceae. The record is from the annotation of a GenBank genome assembly.